Messenger RNA from Closterium sp. NIES-67, 3221 nucleotides. NCBI's taxonomy places the organism in Eukaryota, Viridiplantae, Streptophyta, Zygnematophyceae, Desmidiales, Closteriaceae. The record is from the annotation of a GenBank genome assembly.
ACCUUCGGGAGAAGCUCAGCUUGAGAAAUUUCACGUAGUUCGGCAAUCGGGGAAACGCACUUGCUGGCCAGAAAUUGGGGAGCACUCGUGGAACUGCCGGUGCACUGGGGCGGCGUUACAAUCUGCGGUACGGAGAGGUCUCUCGAUGGCUCAUCCAUCGCACUGCCGCGUCACUCGCUCCCGCGAUCCCUCACAGCAACCUUGCACGCCUUCCUUUCACCCCUGCUCCGAUUCCUCCUCCCCCCGCUCCUUUCCGCGACGCUCCCCACCCCAUUCCUCGUCCCGCUUCCCCGUCCUCGCACGCUCCUCCCUCCACCUCCUCCUCCUCGUAUCCCUCCUCGCCUUAUCGUCCCUCUCGCACUCUCUGGCCGACAGCCCACCCGAAUCCGACCAUUCCGUUUCAUCCGUCGCGCCGCGCGCGUUCAGGGUCCUCGAAGACGCGACACCAUCGGGGAGCGCGGGGCUGCCAUCCCCCCGCGCCACGCCGCCUCGCCCCGGGAAGAAGAGCAAGAGAGGCAGGCGGAGCGGGGGGAACAAGGGCAAAGAGCGCCGGGGUAAGGGGAACGACAAACGGGACAAUGGCGUCACAAGAAGCAGACGUGAAAAACGUGAUUCCAACUCGAACUCUGACGGGGAUCCUUUCAACCGGGGAACGAAUCACAGCAUGCAGAGCAGCGCCAGCAUGCUCACCAGCAUCCAGCGCGUCAUCAGCGUCCCCAGCGCCGGCGGCUGCAACAUGGCCAAUGGCCAAGGGUGCUCUGCCGGCGACCAUCACUAUAUCGAUCCUGUUUCUAACGGGUUCCCGAACGGCGGGCCACUGAUGACGCAGAUUCAGGCUGCCACGGCGCCACGUCGGCGAGAAGUGGACGAUAUUAUCCAGAACGCGUAUGCUGCCACGUCAACAGGCGAGCUGCGUUACCAGCUGACGCUGUCGCUUCGCUCCAUUCGCAUGGUCCGUCGGAGCAUGUUCUUCGCGUCGCCACUGUGCCGUCGCACGCUGAAGUUUGCUAUUUCGCAGUCCAAGAAGGUGGACAGGAUCAUUCGCAAGGGCGACGUCGCACACGCUCGCAAGCAGACGGUGCACCUCGCGAAGUCAGUCGUAGAGUGCCAGCGAGACGUCGGGAGCGUCAUCGCGAAGCGCAGCAGUAACGGCGCACGAAAAGCGUAUGGUUACGAAGUCGACACCACGAAAACGCAACCCGACGUUGCCCAUUUCGCGAACUCGUUGUCCGCUCUCGACCAGGCCGCCUUUGCGACAGCUGCGACGGCUGCGACGAUUCUCGGCGGAGACGGCGAAGCCUACAGCGACAGCUUUCAGGAGCUGGAGAACGCGGUGAUUCGCCUGAGCGCCGUCGGGCAGACGCUGAAGCGCGUGAGCGGCGCGCGGGGCAUGUCGCGCGGAAUCGUGGGCGUGGAUGCGCACGAGGGGCUCCAGGAGGUCAUGCGGAAGCCGCCGACGCGUGCGACGAGCAUCGUGGAUUUCGUCGUGGAUUACGGAGAGGAGCUGGUUACCGAGCUCCCGAACGACGUAACCACGCUGAAGUUCAACGGCACUCUCGGUGCGCGCAUCCACUCCGCGCUGGCGUUCCCCUCGGGGGUGUUCUCCGCGCGCCUGCAGUGCCCGCAGGGGCAGGCCAGCGGGCUCGACACCACCUUCUAUCUGUCGACGGUGGAGGGCGGGCCGGCGACAGACGCGAUCGUGAUGAGCAUAUUCGGGAACGCGCGGUCGCGCGUGCGGUGCCUGGUGAUCGUGGACGGCGUGCCGGGCAGCACGCAGGAGGUGGACGUGGGCGGCGACUGCAGCGCGGGCUUCCACAACGUCACCAUCAUGUGGAGCAAGCAGCUCAUCAUAUGGAUGUACGACGGCCAGGUGAUGCGCGUGCAAUCGCGCGACAUGCUCUCGCCCUUCCCGCUCUCGACCACCAUGUUUCUCUACGCGUCCCUCUACGACACCUCGCCCUACCCCUACGCCUGGCAGGCCGGCUACCUCCGCUCCGCCUCCCUCCCCCUCUCCGCCACCUACGCCGCGCCCACCGCGCUCGCCCCCGCGCCCUCCCUCAACUUCGGCCUCCCCCUAGACCCGUUACUAGGCGCUCCUUUAGAAGGGCAAGCACGCGGGCGGGCCAUGGGGCGAGGGCCCAUGUGGCCGGUGGCCAUAGACUACUGCUCCACCCACGUGGAGACCCAGAGGGGGUACCAGUCGAUCCGGUUUGAUGGCACGGGGUGCGGCGGGAGGUUCCAUUCGUCGCUGCGGUACUUCAGCGGGUCAUUCUCGGCGCUCUACCAGUGCCCCCGGGGGAACGCGUCUGGGCUCGUGUCUGCCUUCUAUUUGUCAUCGGAGGAGGGCAGUCGGUUUCAGGACGAGAUCGACUUCGAGUGGUUGGGCAAGAACCACCGCGCCGUGCAGACCAACUUCUACGUCAAUGGCGGCGGUGGCCGCGAGCUGCUCGUGCCGCUGCCCUUCGACUGUUCAGACGCCUUCCACAACUACACGCUCACGUGGACCAAGGCAGCCAUCAGGUGGUAUGUGGACGGGGCGCUGGUGAGGGAGGCGUUAUCUAGCCAGGCAGAUGCGUACCCUGUGAAGCCCAUGUAUGUGUAUGGGUCUAUGUGGAAUGCGAGCUGGGUGGAGCGAGGGGCGUGGUCGGGGGCGUAUAGUGGCGUGGACGCGCCUUACUUCGCCAAGUAUAAGGACGUUAAGAUCGGAUUGGCUUGAAGGAAGGGGAAAGGGUUACUCACAAGGCAGCUGGCUUAGGGGUGGAGUUGGCCCACGAGGACCGGGGGAGACAGGGAAGACACGAGUGGCACACACGCACACGUACCGUACUUGGUUGGAGCUCGUUCUCUGGUUCUCUUCUAACCCCCCCCUCGCCUGACGGGAGGAUAGUCAGCAACUGUGGAUGGCACAUUGCUCUGUGCGCCCUUGCUAGCUAACAGGCCCGCUCAUACAGUCAAACUACCAGGUCCGCACUGACUGCCAUCCAUGCCCUCUUAGUUCUUACUUGUGCAUCUCCAGCUUCUCUUUAGAUGCAGCACAAGUUGCUCUUGCUAGAGAGGUAGCCAUUCUAGAGCCUCUAAUUUUCGUGGAUGCCUUGUAUGUGAUAGUCAGGGCCCCAGAUAGCAGACGAAAUCGGUCUGAUGGUCUGAAAAUCAGACUCGAUUUUUUUUGUUCAUCUGAUUUUUAAGACCUUGUUUUAUUUCGUCUGAACGUUAAGAUGGAU